GAAUUCCAAACUGUGCACAGAAUGCUGAAUGUUCUCCCCACUGGGACGGAUCAGACAGUGCAGAAAAGCCGACUCCUGUAAUUCUCUGAUUGCGUAUUUACAACGCGUUUCCUUGAGCUUUGCGCCAAACCUCGGGUAGGAAGGGAGUUGGGACCCUGGCCCAGCGCAGCUGGUGCGGAGGGUCCGCGGGCAAACCCGCCCGUCCCUGGCCAUGUCAUCUUUAAUGCCUUGCCCUUUUACCUUGCCUUCUGAGGGUUUCCAGGGCUGCCUGGGGUUGCCUCCCACCCGCGCUUUCUCUCUCACCCCCAGCCAAACCCAGCGGACAGGACUCCCCAGUGCCGAGAUCUUUUGACUCUGCUCUCUCGCUCUGGCCUCCGCCCCAGCCCGGGGGUGGCCUUCAAGAGCCGGACCUGGUCUGGCACUGCCUGGGACCAUGGUGUUUCUCUCCGGAAAUGCCUCCGACAGCUCCAACUGCACUCACCCGCCCGCACCGGUGAACAUUUCCAAGGCCAUCCUGCUUGGGGUGAUCUUAGCGGGCCUCAUCAUUUUCGGGGUGCUGGGAAACAUCCUAGUGAUCCUCUCCGUGGCCUGCCACCGGCAUCUGCACUCGGUCACUCACUACUACAUCGUCAACCUAGCCGUGGCCGACCUUCUGCUCACUUCCACGGUGCUGCCCUUCUCUGCGAUCUUCGAGAUCCUGGGCUACUGGGCCUUUGGCAGGGUCUUUUGCAAUAUCUGGGCGGCUGUGGACGUCCUGUGCUGCACUGCGUCCAUCAUGGGACUCUGCAUCAUCUCCAUUGACCGCUACAUUGGCGUGAGCUACCCGCUGCGAUACCCCACCAUCGUGACCCAGAGGAGGGGUGUCAUGGCUCUGCUCUGCGUCUGGGCGUUCUCCCUGGUCAUCUCCAUAGGGCCUUUGUUCGGCUGGAGGCAGCCAGCCCCCGAAGACGAGACCAUAUGCCAGAUCACGGAAGAGCCAGGCUACGUGUUGUUCUCGGCUCUGGGCUCCUUCUACGUCCCGCUGGCCAUUAUCCUGGUCAUGUACUGCCGAGUCUACGUGGUGGCCAAGAGGGAGAGUCGAGGCCUCAAGUCUGGCCUCAAGACUGACAAGUCAGACUCCGAGCAGGUGACUCUCCGCAUCCAUCGGAAAAAUGCCCCCACAGGGAGCAGAGGAGCAUCCAGCGCCAAGAAUAAGACGCACUUCUCGGUGAGGCUCCUCAAGUUUUCCCGGGAGAAGAAGGCGGCCAAAACGCUGGGCAUCGUGGUCGGCUGCUUCGUCCUCUGCUGGCUGCCUUUUUUCUUAGUGAUGCCAAUUGGGUCUUUCUUCCCUGAUUCCAAGCCCUCGGACACCGUUUUUAAAAUAGUAUUUUGGCUCGGAUACCUAAACAGCUGCAUCAACCCCAUCAUAUACCCAUGCUCGAGUCAAGAGUUUAAAAAGGCAUUUCAGAAUGUCUUGAAAAUCCACUGUCUUCGCAGAAAGCAGUCUUCCAAACAUACUCUGGGCUAUACCCUCCAUGCGCCCAGCCAGGCCCUGGAGGGGCAGCACAAGGACGUGGUACGCAUUCCAGUGGGAUCAGGAGAGACCUUCUAUAAGAUCUCCAAGAAGGAUGGGGUCUGUGAAUGGAAAUUUUUCUCUUCCAUGCCCCAUGGAUCUGCCAGGAUUACAGUGCCCAAAGACCAAUCAGCCUGCACCACAGCGCGGGUGAGAAGUAAAAGCUUUUUGCAGGUCUGCUGCUGCGUAGGGCCGUCGACCCCCAGCCUCGGAGAGAACCAUCAAGUUCCUACCAUUAAGAUCCACACCAUCUCCCUCAGUGAAAAUGGGGAGGAAGUCUAGAGGACAGGAAAGGUCAGAAGUGGGGAUAAUCUUAGGUAACCACCUCACUUCCCACUCAGAAAUCCAGUUC
Trichechus manatus latirostris (Florida manatee) is the source of this 1904-nucleotide messenger RNA. RefSeq names its product adrenoceptor alpha 1A (gene ADRA1A). Gene Ontology annotation, biological process: adenylate cyclase-activating adrenergic receptor signaling pathway; positive regulation of heart rate by epinephrine-norepinephrine; positive regulation of vasoconstriction. The transcript is spliced from 2 exons. Gene Ontology annotation, cellular component: plasma membrane. Bases 434 to 1834 code for a protein of 466 amino acids. Gene Ontology annotation, molecular function: alpha1-adrenergic receptor activity. Lineage: Eukaryota; Metazoa; Chordata; Mammalia; Sirenia; Trichechidae. The record is from RefSeq and is a predicted model, not a curated record.